AUGCAUUGGGUUUGCUGGCUGUUCCCAUCGGGUGCUGAGAGAAGAAGUGGCAGAGAAGUGAGUGCACACCCAAACACCCAAACACCACACCCAACACCCAACACCCAACACCCAACACCCCACACAACCCCCAACCCCAACCAAACACUAACCCCAAAACACACCUAAGACCCUAACCCAAACACCCCCAACACCCCAAACACCAACACCCAACACCCUAACCCUAACACCCUAACCCUAACCCAAACACCCCAACACCCAAACACCCCAACACCCAAACACCCCAAACCCAACACCCUAACCCAAACACCCCAACACCCAACCCCAACCCUAACACCCAAACACCCUAACACCACACACCCCAACCCCCAACACCCAACACCCCACCCAACACCAACACACCCAACCCCAAACCCCCAAACACACCCAAACACCCUAACCCAAACACCCAAACACCCAACACCAACACCCAACCACCCAACACCCCAACACCCAACACCCUCAACCCAAACACCCAACACCCAACAACCCAACCCCAAAACCCACAAACACCCCUAACCCAAACACCCUACCCAACACCACAAACACCCUACCCCACCACCCUAACCCAACAACCCACCCAACACCCUAACCCCAACCACCACCCUAACCCAACCCUCCCUAACCCCCUAACCCCCUAACCCUAACCCAAACACCCAAACACACACACACACACACACACACACAUACCAUCACACACACACACACACACGCUUCGAAAGUCUAGACAUGUUUUCCUAAUGUAAUAUAUGUAAUGACCUGACUGAUGUAAUGAACUGACUGUUUCUGCAGCGUCAUCGCCAGGUGUUGGAGGAAUCUCAGCGCCUAACAGAGUUACUCAACAGGUAUAUACACAUUAUACACCCACAUUAUACACCCACAUUAUACACCCACAUUAUAUACACAUUAUACCACACCAUUACACACCCACAUUAUACACCCACAUUAUAUACAAACCCCCAUUAUACACCCCCAUUAUUCACAUUAUACACAUUAUACCAACCCACAUUAAAACACCCACAUUAUAAAACCCAUUAUAAAACCCAUUAUACACCCACAUUAUAAACAUAUUUUACCCACAUUAUAUACACAUUAUACACCCACAUUAUACACCCACAUUAUAUACACAUUAUACACCCACAUUAUACACCCACAUUAUAUACACAUUAUAUACACAUUAUAUACACAUUAUACACCCACAUUAUACACCCACAUUAUAUACACAUUAUACACCCACAUUAUAUACACAUUAUACACCCACAUUAUACACCCACAUUAUAACACAUUAUUACACCAUAUAUACACAUUAUACACCCACAUUAUCACCCACAUUAUCAACACAUAUAACACCCAUUAUACACCCACAUUAUAUACACAUUAUACACCCACAUUAAUAUACACAUUAUACACCAACACAUUAUAACACACAUUAUAUACACCAUAUACAAACCCACAUUAUACACCACAUUAUAUACACAUUAUACACCCACAUUAUACACCCACAUUAUAACACCCACAUUAUACAACCCACAUUAUACACCCCAUUAUAACACAUUAUCACCCACAUUAUACAAACCCACAUUAUAAUACACCCAUUAUAACACCCACAUUAUACACCCACAUUAUAUACACAUUAUACACCCACAUUAUAUACACAUUAUACACCCACAUUAUACACCCACAUUAUACACCCACAUUAUAUACACAUUAUACACCCACAUUAUACACCCACAUUAUACACCCACAUUAUACACCCACAUUAUAUACACAUUAUACACCCACAUUAUAUACACAUUAUACACCCACAUUAUAACACCCACAUUAUACACCCACAUUAUAUACACAUUAUACACCCACAUUAUAUACACAUUAAACCACAAUAAUAUCACAUAUACACCCACAUUAUAUACACAUUAUACACCCACAUUAUACACCCACAUUAUACACCCACAUUAUACACCCACAUUAUACACCCACAUUAUAUACACAUUAUAUACACAUUAUACACAUUAUACACCCACAUUAUAUACACAUUAUAUACACAUUAUACACCACAUUAUACACCCACAUUAUAUACACAUUAUACACACACAUUAUACACCCACAUUAUAUACACCAUUAUAUACACAUUAUACACCCACAUUAUACACCCCAUUAUAUACCCACAUUAUACACCCACUUAUAUACCACAUUAUAUACACAUUAUACACCCACAUUAUAUACACAUUAUACACCCACAUUAUACACUCACAUUAUAUACACAUUAUAUACACAUUAUAUACACAUUAUACACCCACAUUAUACACCCACAUUAUAUACACAUUAUACACCCAAUUAUAUACACAUUAUACACCCACAUUAUACACCCACAUUAUAAAGACAUUAUUUUUUUUUAUUUUUUUUUUUUUUCCCCUUUUUUUCCAGUAAACCAGUUGAAAAAAGUUCUCUUUUACAACUGGGGGACCUGGCAAAAAAGAAAGCAUGCAUAAAAAAAAAAACCCCGAGUACUUGGGGAAAAAAAAAACAAAAAUCAAAAAAAACAACAAAAUACUUAAAUACUGUAAAUUUUUAGAAAAGUUAUGGGGGAAAAGGCAAAAAAUAGCAUAUGCAAAAAAAUUUUUACAAUUUAUUUUAAACCCCUUUGAAGGUGCAAGAGAUAGUGCAAAAAAAUACUGGGGAAGAUGAGAAAAAUAAAAAACAAUAAGGGAGGGGUAUUGGGGGGGGCAAAUUUCAGAUGGGCUUGCGGUGCAGGGGACGGUAAGGUGCUCAAAACUGACUUAAAGUAGUGAGGGAGAUGAGUCCCCAGUUCAAGUUUUUUUGCAGUUCGUUCCAUCUUGGCCAGAGAACGGAAAAUUUGGGGCCAAAAGGAGGUUUUGUUUGGGGGAUGACCAGGGAGAUUACCUGCAGCGCAUACAGGGGUGGUGCUGCUAUGGUGACCAAUAGCUAAAAAAGGGGCGGGGUUUUGGGGCCUGCGUUUUAUAGAUCCCGGGACCUGGUUUGGCGACGAAUAUUUAGUGAGGACCAGCCAACAAAGCGUACAGGUCACGGGGGUGGGUAUUGGGGGGGUUUUGGAGAAAAAAAAGGGAGGGCCUGGAAAAAAAAACCCCAAUUUGCGAUAGAGUGUUGGGGGGCUUUUUUUGUAAAACAUCCCCGAAGCAAGGAUCGGUGGGAAGUAUUUUAACGGGGGCAUGUUGGGCGCAGGUAAGGAGGCUUUGUUGGGAAUAAAAACCCGAUUCUAGUUUUUACUUUGGUUUGGGGAUUCUUAAUGUGAGUCGGGAAAGAAGUUUACAGUCUCCAACACCUAAAAUUUUUGUAGUUGUCCCGACUCUAGGUCAGCCCCGUCUAAUAUAUUCUAGUCGGGUGGGGGGGUGCAGCCGUUGGGGUUAAGGCAUGCUUUUGUUUUACUAGUUUUUAAGAGCUUUGGGGGCUACUGAAGGAUUGUUGUAUGGCAUUAAGCUCUUUGGGGGUUUUGUUAAACACGUUCCAAUAAGGGCCUUAAAAAAAUGGUGUCGUCGCGUAAUGGAUCGAGAGCACCAGCAGCAAGAGCCGUCAUUGAAUACAAGAAAAAGUUGGCCCAAAAAUUAAACCCCUGUGCACCCCCAAGGCUCCCAUAGGUCCAAAAACGGGCCCUCCGUUUGACACUUGAACUCAUCUAGAAGUAUUGGUAAACCCAGGCGAGGCAUCAUUGAGAACCCCGCAUUUAGUUCCAAUAAAGAAUCGGUGGUUACAAGUCGAAACUUUGGGCCGGGCAAAGAAAACGGCGCACAGUACUGUCUUUACGAUCCGGUUUUAAAAUCAUUUAGGGCCUUUGACGUGGCUGAAGUCACCCAUACCACUCGGGAAACCAUUGAAUAGGGGAAGGGACGGUGGGAUUUGAAAAGGUUGGGGAUCUGUUUUUUUGACUUGGGCUUUCAAAAAAUUUUGAAAAGGGAGGCAGGGUGGAUUGGGGCUGUAAAAGUUUGGGGGUCUAAGUGUACCCCCUUUGAAAGGGGGAUGACCGCGGGGAAUUUCCCCCUCCUGGGGAUCUCGACAUCCCAAAAAAGGUUUUUACAGGGUAUUAAAAGGGUUUCACAAUUUUUUGGCGGCUAGUUUAGAAAAAAAGGGGCCAAUUUCUAUCCAAUAUUUUGUAGGGGCCAUUUUGGGAGCUCUUUUAGAAACAUCAGCUGUCUGGAUUUGUGUGAAGGAGAAGCGGGGGGGGCAUGGGCAAGUUGCAGCGGAGGGUGCAGAGCUGGUGGCCGGGGUAGUGGUAGCCAGGUGGAAAGCAUGGCCAGCCGUAGCAAAAUGCUUGUUGAAAUUCUCGAUUAUUGUAGAUUUAUCGGUUGGUGAUAGUGUUUCCUAGCCUCAGUGCAGUGGGCAGCUGGGGAGGAAAGUGCUCUUAUUUUCCAUGGACUUUACAGUGUCCCAAAACUUUUUUGGAGUUAGUGCUACAGGAUGCAAAUUUCUGUUUGAAAAAGUUAGCCUUUGCUUUCCUAACUGCUUGUGUAUACUGGUUCCUAACUUCCCUGAAAAGUUGCAUAUCGCGGGGGCUAUUUGAUGCUAAUGCACUACGCCACAGGAUGUUUUUGUGCUGGUCAAGGCAGUCAAGUCUGAGGAGAACCAGGGGCUAUAUCGGUUCUUAGUUCUGUAUUUUUUGAAUGGGGCAUGUCUAUUUAAGAUUGAGAGGAAAUUACUUUUAAAGAACAACCAGGCAUCCUCUACUGACGGAAUGAGAUCCGAUUACAGACUUACUUGCAGACCUUUGGCAUUCUAGUUGUCAAUUUGUUGAGGUAAUCUGAAGGGAUUUCACCCCAUGCUUCCUGAAGCACCUCCCACAAGUUGGAUUGGCUUGAUGGGCACUUCUUACGUACCAUACGUUCAAGCUGCUCCCACAACAGCUCAUAGCCUUCAUUUCUCAGAACAAGAAUAGACUGACGAGUUUCAGAAGAAAGUUCUUUGUUUCUGGCCAUUUUGAUCCUGUAAUCAAACCCACAAUUGCUGAUGCUCCAGAUACUCAACUAGUCUCAAGAAGGACAGUUUUAUUGCUUCUUUAAUCAGCAACAACAGUUUUCAGCUGUGCUAACAUAAUUGCAAAAGGGUUUUCUAAUGAUCAAUUAGCCUUUUAAAAUGAUAAACUUGGAUUAGCAAACACAACGUGCCAUUGGAACACAGGACUGAUGGUUGCUGAUAUAAUGGGCCUCUGUAGAUAUUCCAUUAAAAAUCAGCCGUUUCCAGCUACAAUAGCCAUUUACAACAUCAACAAUGUCUACACUGUAUUUCUGAUCAAUUUAAAUGUUAUUUUAAUGGACAAAAAAUUGCUUUUCUUUCGAAAACAAGGAACUUUCUAAGUGACCCCAAACUUUUGAACGGUUUGUGUGGUGUGUGUGUUGUGUGUGUGUGUGUAUGUAUGUGUAUAUACACUGCUCAAAAAAAUUAAGGGAACACUUAAACAACACAAUGUAAUUCCAAGUCCAAUCACACUUCUGUGAAAUCAAACUGUCCACUUAGGAAGCAACACUGAUUGACAAUAAAUGUCACAUGCUGUUGUGCAAAUGGAAUAGACAACAGGUGGAAAUUAUAGGCAAUUAGCAAAAUACCCCCAAUAAAGGAGUGGUUUCUGCAGGUGGUGGACCACAGACCACUUCUCAGUUUCCUAUGCUUCCUGGCUGAUGUUUUGGUCACUUUUGAAUGCUGGCGGUGCUUUCACUCUAGUGGUAGCAUGAGACGAGUCUACAACCCACACAAGUGGCUCAGGUAGUGCAGCUCAUCCAGGAUGGCACAUCAAUGCGAGCUGUGGCAAGAAGGUUUGCUGUGUCUGUCAGCGUAGUGUCCAGAGCACGGAGGCGCUACCAGGAGACAGGCCAGUACAUCAGGAGACGUGGAGGAGGCCGUAGGAGGGCAACAACCCAGCAGCAGGACUGCUACCUCCGCCUUUGUGCAAGGAGGAGCAGAAGGAGCACUGCCAGAGCCCUGCAAAAUGACCUCAGCAGGCCACAAAUGUGCAUGUGUCUGCUCAAACGGUCAGAAACAGACUCCAUGAGGGUGGUAUGAGGGCCCGACGUCCACAGGUGGGGGUUGUGCUUACAGCCCAACACCGUGCAGGACGUUUGGCAUUUGCCAGAUAAAACACCAAGAUUGGCAAAUUCGCCACUGGCGCCCUGUGCUCUUCACAGAUGAAAGCAGGUUCACACUGAGCACGUGACAGACGUGACAGAGUCUGGAGAUGCCGUGGAGAACAUUCUGCUGCCUGCAACAUCCUCCAGCAUGACCGGUUUUGGCGGUGGGUCAGUCAUGGUGUGGGGUGGCAUUUCUUUGGGGGGCCGCACAGCCCUCCAUGUGCUCGCCAGAGGUAGCCUGACUGCCAUUAGGUACCGAGAUGAGAUCCUCAGACCCCUUGUGAGACCAUAUGCUGGUGUGGUUGGCCCUGGGUUCCUCCUAAUGCAAGACAAUGCUAGACCUCAUGUGGCUGGAGUGUGUCAGCAGUUCCUGCAAGAGGAAGGCAUUGAUGCUAUGGACUGGCCCGCCCGUUCCCCAGACCUGAAUCCAAUUGAGCACAUCUGGGACAUCAUGUCUCGCUCCAUCCACCAAACGCCACGUUGCACCACAGACUGUCCAGGAGUUGGCGGAUGCUUUAGUCCAGGUCUGGGAGGAGAUCCCUCAGGAGACCAUCCGCCACCUCAUCAGGAGCAUGCCCAGGCGUUGUAGGGAGGUCAUACAGGCACGUGGAGGCCACACACACUACAGAGCCUCAUUUUGACUUGUUUUAAGGACAUUACAUCAAAGUUGGAUCAGCCUGUAGUGUGGUUUUCCACUUUAAUUUUGAGGGUGACUCCAAAUCCAGACCUCCAUGGGUUGAUAAAUUUGAUUUCCAUUGAUAAUUUUGUGUGAUUUUGUUGUCAGCACAUUCAACUAUGUAAAGAAAAAAGUAUUUAAUAAGAUUAUUUCAUUCAUUCAGAUCUAGGAUGUGUUAUUUUAGUGUUCCCUUUAUUUUUUUGAGCGGUGUGUAUAUAUAUAUAUAUAUAUAUAUAUAUAUAUAUACACACAUUAUACACUACCGGUCAUAAGUUUUAGAACACCUACUCAUUCAAGUUUUUAUUUUAUUUUUUAAAACUAUUUUCUACACACACACACAGACACACACACACACACACACACAUAUAUAUAUAUACACACACACACACACACACGCUAGAUAUAGUUGUUUCUGUAGAAUAAAGUUGCUGUGUGUGUUCAGUCAGGUGGAAGAGGAGUUUGGAGAGCUGGACGGCAGACGGAGAGAAGAGGAGGAUGGAGAGGAGGAGGACGGGGAAUCUUCUCGUCUCUGGGUGGAUCAGUUCUCUCCUCAACACUACACUGAACUACUCAGCGACGACGUGAGUGGCUGGAACGGGAGUGGCUGGAACGGGAGUGGCUGGAACGGGAGUGGGCGAACGGGAGUGGGCGGAACGGGAGUGGGCGGAACGGGAGUGGGCGGAACGGGAGUGGGCGGAACGGGAGUGGGCGGAACGGGAGUGGGCGGAACGGGAGUGGCUGGAACGUGAGUGGCUGGAACGUGAGUGGCUGGAACGGGAGUGGGCGGAAACGGGAGUGGGCGGAAACGGGGUGGGCGGAACGUGAGUGUGCGGAACUGGAGUGGGCGAACGGGAAGGGGGCGGACGUGAAUUGUGCGGAACUGGAAGUGGCGGAACGGGAGUGGGUGGAACAAUUGAACAAUAAUAGAAAACCAGAUAUUGACUCCUGUUCUGGGUGUAACAGUGUCUGUGUGUGUAUCAUUUCUGUGUGUGUGUGUGUGUGUGUAGUUCACCAACCGCUGUUUGCUGAAGUGGCUAAAGCUGUGGGACCAGGUGGUGUUUGGACGAGAAAGGAAGACACGCCCACCCCCAGCCGAGAGGCCCGACCACAACACAGCCAAUCAGGGUCAAGGACGCUUUCAUUCCUCCAAUAAGGGCCAGGGACGCUUUCAUUCCACCAAUUGGAGCAAGGGGAACUUUAAUCAAGCCAAUCAGAAAUUUAAGACCAAGAGUCAGAUCACUGAGGAGAUUCUGGAGGCCGAACUGGACCAAUACAAAAGGCCCAAAUACAAGGUGGGUAGACCCACACAUCACACCAAGGUAGGUAGACCCACACAUCACCCCAAGUAGGUAGACCCACACAUCACACAAGGUAUGUAACCCACACAUCAUCACCAGUUAGGGAGACCCACACAUCAAACACCAAGGUAGGGGAGACCCACACAUCACACCAAUGUCGGGGACCCACCAUCACAAACCAAGUAGGUAGACCCACCAGCACACCACGGUGGUAUACCCCACAUCACACCAAGGUAGGUAGACCCACACAUCACACAGACUGAUCAAUACAAGGUAGGUAGACCCACACAUCACACCAAGGUAGGUAGACCCACACAUCACACCAAGGUAGGUAGACCCACACAUCACACCAAGGUAGGAGACCCACACAUCACACCAAGGUAGGUAGACCCACACAUCACACAGACGGAUCAAUACAAGGUAGGUGACCCAACACUCACACAGAACUGAUCAAUACAAGGGAGUAGACCCACACAAUCACAACAAGGUAGUAGCCCACACAUCACACCCAAGGUAGGUAGACCCACACAUCACACCAGGUAGGUAUACCCCACACCUCAACACCAAGGUAUGUAGACCCCCCUCACACCAAGGUGGGUAGAACCCACACUCGACACAGACUGAUCAUACAGGUCGGUAACCCACACAUCACCAGACUGAUCAAUAACAAGGUAGUAGACCCCACCAUCACACCAAGGUAGGUAGACCCACACAUCACACCAAGGUAGGGAGACCCACACAUCACACAGACUGAUCAAUACAAGGUAGGUAGACCCACUCAUCACACAGACUGAUCAAUACAAGGGUAGGUUAGACCACACAUCACACCAAGGUAGGUAGACCACACUCACACCAAGAGGUAGACCCACCCAUCACACAAGGUAGGUAGACCACACAUCACACAUAACUGAUCAAUCAAGUGGUAGACCCACACAAUCACACCAAGGUCGGUAUACCCACACAUCACAAACAUCACACCAAGGUAGGUAGACCCCACAUCAAACCAAGGUAGGUAGACCCACACAUCACACCAAGGUAGGUAGACCCACACAUCCCAGCCCAAGGGGUAACCCACACUCACAAACACCAAGGUAGGUAGACCCACACAUCACACCAAGGUAGGUAGACCCACACAUCACACAGACUGAUCAAUACAAGUGUAAGGUAGAACCCACACUCAUCACACCAUGGUAGGUAGACCCACACAUCACACGCAAGGUAGUGAAGACCCCACAUCACACCAAGGAGUGA
Molecule: messenger RNA, 9356 nt
Organism: Coregonus sp. 'balchen'
Lineage: Eukaryota; Metazoa; Chordata; Actinopteri; Salmoniformes; Salmonidae
Source: the annotation of a GenBank genome assembly